Pseudopipra pipra is the source of this 2520-nucleotide messenger RNA. It is a transcript of the gene KRT7, whose product is annotated as keratin 7. Gene Ontology annotation, cellular component: keratin filament. The coding region runs from base 127 to 1599 and encodes 490 amino acids. Gene Ontology annotation, biological process: intermediate filament organization; keratinization. Gene Ontology annotation, molecular function: structural constituent of skin epidermis. The record is from RefSeq and is a predicted model, not a curated record. The transcript is spliced from 9 exons. NCBI's taxonomy places the organism in Eukaryota, Metazoa, Chordata, Aves, Passeriformes, Pipridae.
GGCCAAGCCCAGCUCGCCCGGCCGAUAAAAGGGGCGGCGGGAGGGACACCGCCCUCACUGCCCUGCGCCGCUUCGGCCCGAGCUUUGGCAAAGGUGCGGGAUUCGGGAAUACCCUCUGGAGCAGCCAUGAACCGCUCCGUCAGCUUCAGCUCCCGCUCGGCCGCCGGCCCGGCCGUCACCCAGGUCCGGGUGAGCUCCGUGUCCUCCACCCGCGGGCUCGGCGGCCCCGGGCUCGGCCGCGCCGGCGGCUUCGGCAGCUCCAGCCUCUACAGCCUGGGCUCGGCCAGGAGGGUCUCCACGGCCGGGAGCGGCUCCUACAGCGUCCGCUCGGGAUUCGGCCUCGGGAGCGCCGGACUGGGGGCCCUGAGCCCCGGCGGCAUCCAGGAGGUGACGGUGAACCAGAGCCUGCUGACCCCCCUGAACCUGGAGAUCGACCCCAACAUCCAGAGGGUGCGCAAGGAGGAGAAGGAGCAGAUCAAGACCCUCAACAACAAGUUCGCCUCCUUCAUCGACAAGGUGCGGUUCCUGGAGCAGCAGAACAAGAUGCUGGAGACCAAGUGGAGCCUCCUGCAGGACCAGAAAACCACCCGGAGCAACAUCGGGCCCAUGUUCGAGACCUACAUCAGCAACCUGCGGCGGCAGCUGGACGGGCUGCUGGGGGACAAGGGGCGGCUCGAGGGGGAGCUCAAGAACAUGCAGGACCUGGUGGAGGACUUCAAGAACAAGUACGAGGACGAGAUCAACAAGCGCGCGGCGGCUGAGAACGAGUUCGUGGUGCUCAAGAAGGAUGUGGACGCUGCCUACAUGAACAAGGUGGAGCUGGAGGCCAAGGUGGACGCGCUGACGGACGAGAUCAACUUCCUGAGGGCUUUCCAAGAGGCGGAGAUCAACGAGCUGCAGGCCCAGAUCUCCGACACCUCGGUGGUGCUUUCCAUGGACAACAGCCGGAGCCUGGACCUGGACAGCAUCAUCGCCGAGGUGAAGGCGCAGUACGAGGACAUCGCCAACCGCAGCCGCGCCGAGGCCGAGGCCUGGUACCAGAGCAAGUACGAGCAGCUCCAGGUGACGGCCGGGAAACACGGGGACGACCUGAGGAACACCAAGAACGAGAUCACGGAGAUCAACCGGGUGAUCCAGAGGCUCCAGGGGGAGAUCGAGAGUGCCAAGGCCCAGCGAGCCAAGCUGGAAGCAGCCGUGGCCGAGGCGGAGGAGCGCGGGGAGCUGGCGCUGAAGGACGCGCGGGCCAAGCUGGCCGAGCUGGAGGACGCCCUGCAGAAGGCCAAGGCCGACAUGGCCCGGCAGCUCCGCGAGUACCAGGAGCUCAUGAACGUCAAGCUGGCCCUGGACAUCGAGAUCGCGACCUACAGGAAGCUGCUGGAGGGCGAGGAGAGCAGGUUGGCCGGGGACGGAGUCGGGAACGUCAACAUCUCCGUGGUCAGCUCCAGCGGCGGCGGCGGCUUCUCCAGCGCCGGAGGAUUCCUGGGAGGAGCCCUCGGGGCCGGGAUGGGCAGCGGAGCCCUCGGCUUCUCCUCCGGGGGGGCCACCAAGUCCUACUCCAUCACCACCACCUCCAGCAGCCGCCGCAGCGUCAGGAAGUAACUCGGGCCGCAUUCCCGGCGGGGAGGGAAACCCUCGGGAAGCGACGCCCGGGUGCCUUUCACGGGAAAAAGCGGCUGCGAAACAAAUUCCUGCCCCCGCCACGACACUCCCGAGGCUCCAUCCUGCUCCCGAGGCUCCAUCCUGCUCCCGAGGCUCAAUCCCGCCCCGGAACGUCCCCCCGGGAGCAGGAUCAGACCUCCCGGAGCUGGAUUUGGCAAAUCCCACAUUCCCGCUGCGCCUUUGCCGAAGACACCGGGAGAUUCUCUGCCCCCCCUUUAACUGGAUUUUGGAAGAUUUCCAUCCCUCAGGUCUCACCCCGGGCUGGGUUUUCUAAAACGUGUCAGGGAGAAAAGGGUGAAACUGCUCUGGAUUUCUCCUUAUUUUCCUUUGGGAACGGGCUCAGGGCUGGAAUUCCACGGUUCUCCUCUGCCUGGAGCUGUUUUCUGCCCAAAGGCAGAUUUAUUUCGGGCUCUUCGGAGCAAAAUAACCCAUCAGCUCCUCCCUCCCCCGUUCCCUGUUCUUCAGCGCAGCCCGGAGCUCGAGGGACAUUGCUGGGAAUUCCAAGUGUCCCACUCCAAAGGGGGAGAACAUUCCCAGUUUCUGGGUGUCUCUGUUCACUCCGGGGGGAUUUCGGGAUCUCUGGGGUCUCCUCCCGCGAGGCAAAAGCGAGUUUGGGGUUGGCGCAGAUCCCAAAAACUCCUCCUUCCUACCCGGGCGGGGCUUCGGCUCCCCCGGGCCGGGGGAGGGCGAGGUCGCGGCUGCCGCGGGAAGAGUUUUUCGGGAAUAACUCCAAGGAACUGCGCGGCCAUCCCGUGCUGAUGCUCGGCCGUGUCCCGGCGGUGCGUUUUUGGGUGGAAUUUUGAUGCUUUUCGUGUCUGUCCCGAGGCCUUUAAUAAAGUUUCCCUUUUUCCUGCUCGUUCA